Molecule: messenger RNA, 782 nt
Organism: Trichobilharzia regenti
Lineage: Eukaryota; Metazoa; Platyhelminthes; Trematoda; Strigeidida; Schistosomatidae
Source: the annotation of a GenBank genome assembly
CCUUGUCGACGCAAAUCAGACAACAAAUGUCAGGUCCAGAAAAUUGGGAUGUAAACGAAUUAAGUGAUCCUAUUGAGUUUGAAGGAGAGCAUUCAGCAAAUGAAAUUGAUCAGUCUGAAAUCAAUUUGUUAGGAUCACCAAAGUUGGAUGAUAAUUUAUAUACACUGUGGCAAGAAUUGGUCGAAUCAGCUGCGCAAAAAUCAAUUUCAGUAGACAGUAAAUUAGAUGAACAAGACUAUGUUCAAUGUGUUGGAGCUUAUAUCUCUGGCAUAGGGCAUCGGGAUAUUAUCCCACUACGGAAACGUUCUAGUGGUCUCGAAUUAUUACGGAACACUGGGAUUAGUCGAACAUACUUUGGGAGUGAUUUACUUAAACAUUUAACAGUUAAUAAUUCGAAUGAAGAGUCUAAUGAGAACAACGUAUGUCAUUCAAAUGAAUUUCCAGAUACAUGGGCUAACAGCAAUUGUGAGAAUGCAUUCACUGGCUCCGGAAUUUUGGAUGUGUUAUCAAAAUUAGUCUUGCCUUUAUCACGUAAAACAGAUGGUUACUUACGUCAAAAUUUAUUAAAAACUGUCAAAUGUACAUAACCUACACUUAUAGAUGUAUAUAUAUAUGCGUCCUUGUGACUUAUGAUCUUCAAUGAAACUGUUUUCUUCUUCGUUAUUACUCCUCCUUUGUCUCACCCCUCUGCUCACAGUUUCUAUUAUGCCUUUCUUAUACUUUCUUCUCUUGCUUCGCGUGCUACACGGAGUGUGGCGACUUGAACUGUCGCAUAUUUGUGC